Molecule: messenger RNA, 1091 nt
Organism: Culicoides brevitarsis
Lineage: Eukaryota; Metazoa; Arthropoda; Insecta; Diptera; Ceratopogonidae
Product: probable ATP-dependent RNA helicase DHX35
Exons: 1
Cellular component (GO): intracellular anatomical structure; catalytic step 2 spliceosome
Molecular function (GO): RNA binding; helicase activity
Source: RefSeq, a predicted model, not a curated record
AUUGCCACAAAUAUCGCCGAAACUUCUGUGACAAUUCCGGGAAUUGUUUACGUGAUCGACUGUGGAUUCGUAAAACUAAAAUGGUUCUCGGCGGAAAGUUGUAUCGACUCGCUCGUCGUUGUUCCGGUGAGUAAAGCAGCUGCGGAGCAACGUGCAGGACGAGCGGGACGCAUUCGCAGCGGAAAAGUCUAUCGCUUGUACACGGAAGACGAUUACAAUGCGUUGCCGGAACACACGCCGCCCGAAAUUCGUCGCACGGAUCUCUGUUCGACCGUUUUGCACUUAAAAGCUCUCGGAAUUGACAAUAUUUUGCGAUUUGAUUUCCCUUCGCCGCCUCCUGCGAAGAAUUUAUUGGCGUCAAUCGAGACACUUUUCGCCUUGGAAGCACUCGACGAGAACGGCGAUCUCACAACGCCCGUCGGAUACUUCUUAGCUGAGAUCCCAAUCAACCCCAUGAUGGGUAAAAUGCUUUUUGUCGCCGGUGACAUGGGCUGCUCCGAGGAAAUCCUGUCAAUUAUCGCCAUGCUUCAAGUUCAAUCGGUUUUCUCGAAACCCUCAUCGGGCAAGGGCUCCAUUCAAGCUCGUGUCGCCAAGAGAAACUUCGAAGUUGCCGAAGGAGAUUUAAUUACGUUGCUAAAUGUUUACACGGCUUUCGUGGCGGAAGAUCGUUCACGUGAAUUUUGCGCGCGAAAUUGUUUGAUUUACAGAAAUUUAAAGAGAGCGCAUGAAAUUCGACAACAACUUUCGAAUUUGGCGAGAAUUGAACUCAAUAUCCCACUUUUGUCGUGCAACGGGAAUGUUGAUACCAUUCGUCGAUGUAUAACGGCGGGAUAUUUCCCAAAUGCCGCAUAUUUGCAUCAUUCGGGCGUUUAUAAGACCGUCAGAGGGGAGAUUGAGUUGAAUGUGCAUCCGUUAUCGUGUCUUUACACGGAAAUGUUGCCAUCGUGGAUUGUAUAUUGCGAGCUGCAACACACAACGAAGCUUUUCAUCAAGGAUAUAACGGUCAUUAAACAAGAAUGGCUCACGGAACUUGCACCUCAUUACUAUCAUAAAACCACAAUGCGUUGAAAAAAAUUUUUUUUUCCUAUUUU